This is a messenger RNA of Teleopsis dalmanni, 699 nucleotides long. Its product is annotated as venom carboxylesterase-6-like. NCBI's taxonomy places the organism in Eukaryota, Metazoa, Arthropoda, Insecta, Diptera, Diopsidae. The record is from RefSeq and is a predicted model, not a curated record. Bases 1 to 699 code for a protein of 232 amino acids. The transcript has 5 exons.
AUGUCAAGAAAAUCUAUCGCGCUUUUAUUUUUAAAUAUUUUUACUAUAAUAAUCAAUUCUCUUGCUGAGGAAACGGAUUUAAGAGUUUGUAUACCGAACUUAGGAUGUCUGCAAGGUACAUAUUUGUUUGGAUUUCAAAUAGAAAAAUUUGAAGCUUUUAUGGGAAUACCAUAUGCCAAGCCACCAGUAGGCAAAUUAAGACUGCAAAAUCCCAAACCUUUUGGGUCAUGGGAAAAUGUAAUGCAAGCCACUAAACCGAAACCAAGCUGUUUACAAAAAAACUAUUUUUUGGAAACGCACCCUAUUAUGGGAGUUGAAGAUUGUUUAUAUUUAAAUUUAUAUCGUCCUGUUCAAAGGAGUACAAAAUUAUUACCAAUUAUUUUUUAUAUACAUGGUGGUGGUUUUAGCUUUGGAUCACCACAUCCUGACAUGUUAGGCCCAGCCUACUUUAUGGAUACACAAGAGGUUAUACUUAUAACUUUUGCUUAUCGUUUAGGUCCUUUUGGCUUUCUUAGUACGGGUGAUGAAUACAUGCCUGGAAAUUUUGGACUUAAGGAUCAAAAUUUAGCAUUGAAGUGGGUAUUUGAUAAUGCAGUUUAUUUUAGUGGGGAUUCCAAUUCCAUAACAAUUUUCGGCCAUAGUAUUGGUGGGUCUUCAGUGCAAUUUCAUAUGUUAAGUCCAGCGUCACAAGUGACAUAG